Messenger RNA from Eruca vesicaria subsp. sativa (arugula), 1648 nucleotides. NCBI's taxonomy places the organism in Eukaryota, Viridiplantae, Streptophyta, Magnoliopsida, Brassicales, Brassicaceae. The record is from the annotation of a GenBank genome assembly.
CCUAUGCCCCCACAUACAUGUCUUGUACCUCCUGUUCUUCAGAUUACAGUUUCAUAAGCGGUGGAUUUGCUGGAGAAUUGAGCUGUAAUAAUUUCCAAGAAUCUCCGUAUAGAUUAAGACUUGCUGAAAGUUUGGUAUUUGAAAGGGGAAGAUGACUCAUGUGGAUAGGAUAAGUGAUUUGCCUGAACCGCUCCUCUUGAGAAUACUAUCAAAACUGCCUACUGCUAAAGAUGUUGUGGCCACAAUGGUUUUUUCAAAACGAUGGGAGCAUCUUUGGAAGUCAGUGCCAAAGCUUGUAUACGACGAUAGUUGUGAGGAUAUUAUUGAUAAUGGAAGGUUUUCCCGCUUUGUGGACAGGUCUUUGAUUCUGCACGAGGCACCCGUAGAAACUUUGCAUUUCAAACUUACAGAAAAGUCUCUUGUUGUUGAUAUUGGAAUAUGGAUUAAAAUUGCUGUUAAAUGCCGCGUGCGUGACUUGAGUAUCGAGAUAGACUGUUCUUCCAUUAAAACUCCAGUUAUAAUUCCAAGGAGUUUAUAUAAAACAGGCUCUGGAAUGCUUGUUUCCUUGAAACUAAAGAGUGUGACUCUUAUGGAUGUUUCUACCAGCUUGCCUUCUUUCCCGACUCUUAAAACUUUGAGCCUUGUAUCUGUCAUGUACCCAGGUGAUGAGUUUGUCAGGAGGUUUUUGUCCAGUUGUCAUGUUCUUGAAGAUUUGGUUGUGGAACUAUGUCUCCAUGACAAUGUAACUAUUUUCACAAUCAAGGUUCCUUCUCUCAAGAGUGCAUCUUUGUAUAAACCAUCAAAAACAUCUGUAGAAGGUGAAGAUGGAUUUGUGAUAGAUGCUCCUUCUUUGGAAUACAUGGACAUAUUUUAUGAUGCUGUUGGGUUUUGUUUCAUUGAAGAUAUGCCUAAAAUUGUUAAGGCAGAUGUUGUCGCCUCUCAUAGUUCUCGCGGAGUGACUCUGACUUCUUUUACUUCAGCAAAGCAUCUCUUUCUAUGUUUACCGAACUCAAAGGAUGCAUACUCUGUUGGUACUGUCUUCCACCGUCUUGUACACUUGAGAAUAUGCACAUGUGAGACAGAGUGGUUGAAUCUACUUAUGCGUUUGCUCAAUGAUUCCCCUAAUUUACGGUAUCUCAGACUUGAAAAGUGCCACAAGAUUGAUAGCACACGCCCCUGCUGGAAUGAGCCAAGCUCAGUUCCUGAAUGUCUGUCAUCGAGUCUUGAAACUCUUGAAUGGGUAGGAUAUGAAGGAAGAAAAGAAGAGAAAGAAGCAACAACAUUCAUACUAAGAAGCGGAAUCUGUUUGAAGAAAGUAACAAUUUCCUCUACAUCAACUGACUCCGGCAAGAAACUUGAGAUGCUCAAGGAAUUGUCCUUUUCCUUCAGGCGUUCACCUACAUGUCAGCUUGUAUUCGACUGAACUUGCUCUCAAUAGUCAAAGUUGGGUUGUGUUUGACCCCGUAUCUUAUAAGUGUUUUAAAAAAUGCUUAGAGCUUGUGUAUUCUCUAUCUAAAUUAUUUAGUUCGCAUGUUGGUCGAGUAACAGUUUCUACGAAUCAACUGCUCCUAGUGUUCAGUCUUUGGGGUUUAUGGUAUGGAUAUAGAAGUUUGUUGAAGUUAAUAGUUUUGGGACUGUAAGGAUUAAG